CGAAACGUUACGAUUACGCUUACGAGUGAUCGUCUUCAACAAUUUCAAAACGUCUCUCUGUGUUUCUCUUAUGCCUUGGAGCUCCAAUUCCCGAUCCAUUUUCAGACCCCUUCAAUUCCAACCACAACCACAGUCAUCCGAUCCCACCUGAAGAAGCAAACUAUGGCUGCCUAUAGAACGGACGACGAUUACGAUUACCUCUUCAAAGUGGUUCUCAUCGGUGACUCGGGUGUGGGCAAAUCCAAUCUCCUCUCCAGGUUUACGCGCAAUGAGUUCAGUCUCGAGUCCAAAUCCACAAUCGGCGUCGAAUUCGCCACGCGGAGUAUUCGAGUCGAUGAUAAGAUUGUCAAGGCUCAGAUUUGGGACACCGCCGGUCAAGAAAGAUACCGUGCAAUCACAAGUGCAUACUAUCGAGGAGCCGUUGGUGCAUUGCUUGUUUAUGAUGUAACACGACACGUGACGUUCGAAAACGUUGAGAGAUGGUUGAAAGAACUCAGGGAUCACACGGAUUCCAAUAUUGUGAUAAUGCUAGUUGGUAACAAGGCAGACUUGCGACAUCUGCGUGCUGUUUCGACUGAAGAUGCCUCGGCCUUUGCAGAGAAGGAGAACACUUUCUUCAUGGAGACAUCUGCCCUCGAGUCUCUGAAUGUCGAGAGUGCUUUUACCGAAGUGCUAACACAAAUCUAUCGUGUAGUUUGCAGAAAAGCACUCGAGAUUGGGGAGGAUGCCACAACAUUGCCUAAAGGACAAACCAUUAACGUUGGAAACAAGGAUGAUGUUUCUGCAGUGAAGAAAGUUGGUUGCUGCUCUUCAUGAUCAUCAACUAUUUGAAUAUGAGGUACAUCAUCAAAGGAGUGAAUGGAUGAAUUCCUAAUGCUGUCUUGAGUUUCCAAUCCUGCUGGAUUUGCUCGACCAAACAUUUUAGUUUAUGGUCAUUUUGAGCUUCUGGGAGGGUUGGAUUCAUCAUAUUUGGAGUCUUUUGAAAUUGACACUUCUUAAUGUCAAUUCCUUGUACUUCCUAGUCCGAGCUCACUCUCUUAUAUUGUUUUAAGUUUUGUAAUGCCCCAUAGUCUUGAAUUGUAUCAGAUUUCUAGGUAGAGAUAUCUAUUAAACUGAGGGUUGUAUGUAGGUUAAAUGUUCAGUUGUUAAAUGGGAGCAGAAUUUUUUAGUUUCUUCAGUUA
Molecule: messenger RNA, 1181 nt
Organism: Cucurbita maxima (winter squash)
Lineage: Eukaryota; Viridiplantae; Streptophyta; Magnoliopsida; Cucurbitales; Cucurbitaceae
Product: ras-related protein RABA1f
Exons: 2
Coding region: 163-816 (217 amino acids)
Cellular component (GO): endosome
Molecular function (GO): GTPase activity; GTP binding
Source: RefSeq, a predicted model, not a curated record